This is a messenger RNA of Terrapene triunguis (Three-toed box turtle), 1644 nucleotides long. RefSeq names its product homeobox C4 (gene HOXC4). Lineage: Eukaryota; Metazoa; Chordata; Testudines; Emydidae. The record is from RefSeq and is a predicted model, not a curated record. Gene Ontology annotation, molecular function: DNA-binding transcription factor activity, RNA polymerase II-specific; RNA polymerase II cis-regulatory region sequence-specific DNA binding. Bases 64 to 957 code for a protein of 297 amino acids. Gene Ontology annotation, biological process: regulation of transcription by RNA polymerase II; embryonic skeletal system morphogenesis; anterior/posterior pattern specification. Gene Ontology annotation, cellular component: nucleus. The transcript has 2 exons.
AAAAAGCUUUUGGUUCCUUAUCCGGGGACUAGGCUGGCUGGUGUGAUUGGACAAGGGAGUCACAUGGUGAAAGUAACUUUACGGGGUCGCCAGCUUGUAGGAGGGCUUUAUGGAGCAGAAAAACGACAAAGCGAGAAAAAUUAUUUUCCACUCCAGAAAUUAAUGAUCAUGAGCUCCUAUUUGAUGGACUCUAACUACAUCGAUCCGAAAUUUCCUCCAUGCGAGGAAUAUUCGCAAAAUAAUUACAUCCCAGACCACAGUCCGGAAUAUUACAGCCGGACAAGGGAGUCCAGCUUUCAGCAUCAUCACCAAGAAUUGUACCCACCACCAAGACCAAACUACCCAGAGCGCCAAUACAGCUGUGCCAAUAUUCAAGCUCCCGGCAACCCAGCCGCGCACCAAAGGGGACAUGGGCAAACUCAAGGAGGCCACCACCUCUCAGAGAAACCGCAGCAGUUGUGUGAGCAGACUGCUCUUUCCAGUUCCUCCACCUCUCCUUCCCCAGCCCCUCCAGCCUGCAACCAGCCAAACCCUGAGCAUCUUAACAGCACAGCUUCUAAGCAACCUAUAGUCUAUCCAUGGAUGAAAAAAAUCCACGUCAGUACUGUGAAUCCCAAUUACAAUGGAGGCGAGCCCAAACGUUCCAGGACUGCGUAUACAAGGCAGCAGGUCUUGGAGUUGGAAAAGGAGUUUCACUAUAACAGGUACCUGACAAGGCGACGGCGCAUCGAAAUAGCUCACUCCUUGUGUCUCUCGGAAAGGCAGAUCAAAAUCUGGUUUCAGAACAGGCGGAUGAAAUGGAAAAAAGACCACAGGCUGCCCAAUACCAAAGUCAGAUCCUCGACUCCAUCUAAUUCAUCGGCGGGCACCAUUGCUGCUGGUAACGCGGCCCCCAGCGAGGAACUAUCACCGAGUACAACUCAGGAUCAGCGAGCAGAGGAUAUCACAAGGUUAUAAACAAUAUCACACACACACACACAAAAUUGACUCUGAUUAUUUAUAGAAUCUAAUAUAUAUAUAUAUAUAUAUUUUGGUUCUUUUCUUGUAGUUUUCCUGUGCGUAUAAAAAACAAUGAGGUCUUCUGUAAGACCACAGGCUUAAAUGCAUGUAACAUAGCAUGAAGCCAGGUGACCGAGUACCUGCAGGUUUUUUUACGCCAUUUCAGGGUUUUAUUUAUUUUUAAGGGGUAAGGAAGGGGGGGAGAGGUCAAUGUUCUGUUAGAUGAAUUUAAUGAACAAAUAAGAAUAAUCAAAAAGAAGGAGAAUGUAGGUAUUUUACCCCCUGCAUUACAAAUGCACAAUGAUCUGCCGAGAAUAAAAUGGAGCAUUGAAAUUCUUUUGUAUAAAUGUGAAAAAAGCUAAAAAAAAAAUCAUGAUUCAAAAGAAAAAAAAAAUCACACAAACCAGGUUGAGCGAGUAAUUGGUUGAAAUUUUGAGAUGCGGGGAAAAAAAGAAAAGGGAAGGAUAGUGACAUAUUUAAAAAAAAGAGCAAGGUUUAAACAAAGUCAGUAGCUAGUUUUUUUGUCGUGGUUAUUUGUGUUUUUGGACUGAUUUUACAUGAUCAUUGUAAACUUGCAAUAAAGCGUUUUAGUGUGUAUGUGAAAGUCCCAGUGUUCAAUAAACCAGUGAGUGUGAAUUAGUUUUA